Messenger RNA from Platichthys flesus (European flounder), 2729 nucleotides. RefSeq lists its product as uncharacterized. The transcript has 6 exons. Gene Ontology annotation, cellular component: membrane. The coding region runs from base 335 to 1015 and encodes 226 amino acids. The record is from RefSeq and is a predicted model, not a curated record. NCBI's taxonomy places the organism in Eukaryota, Metazoa, Chordata, Actinopteri, Pleuronectiformes, Pleuronectidae.
AAGUCCCUGGUGUGUGGGCCCCUGCAGCUCCAGUAGGUUAAUGAUAAACCGAAGCGAUGCAUUCAGUUGUAGCGCACAACACAGCUCCUAAGAAAUACCGGAAUCAAACUAUAAAUGUCAUUUUGCGCAGAGCUGUCAAUACCGGGACCGAAAUUGACCACGAGAGGGCACAAACCUACGUCGAGCGCAAUGUUACACUGAAGUUAGUAUUAUACACUUAAGUGGGACGGUGUUAAAGUUUACUACAGGUAGGAAGUACAACAGAAAUCACCGCGGUCAGAGUUGGCUGGGGCUGGGGUGAGCGGACUAUUAUUAGGCUGAUAAAAAACCGGAGAUGGACCGGUACAGGUACUUCAAUUUGAACCAGAAGAGCGUGCUAGGCCUCGGUGUCCUCCAGGUGGCUUGUGCAGGUCUCUGUAUGGUCUGCGGCUUUAUGGACGCUGUUUUCCGCAAGGAUACCGUGCUGAGUAGCACCAGGACGCCGGUGUGGGGAGGACUGAUCAUGGCCUCUCCAGGUGUUUUGGCGCUGUUGGCUUCACAAAGAAAAAAUUCCGUUUUGGUGAGUGUGAUGGUGGCAGCAGCAGGACUCUCCUGUGUGGCUGUGCUGUUUAUUUUCGGUUAUGCCUGUCUGACGCUCACUUAUGGAGAGGAGGAUGAAGAUGUCUUUCACCACCAUGACAGUCCUCAAGUGACUUUUGUGCUUCAUCGGAUGGUGAAGGGGGCCAAUGCCACCAUACUGCUGACCUGCACCAUCAGCCUGAGUCUUUCCUCUCUCAUUGCCUACGUGGGCUGCCGCAGUCUGCCCUGCUGUGGCUGCUAUGAUGUCAGAACUGGACUGGAGACCCUGGUCCCUCAGUGCGAACCUGGUGACACUGAGAUGGUUUGUAUCUGGCAAGUUCUCCUCUAUGUGCAGCAGGAGGUGAUGACAGGCUCUUUAACUCUCCACCUCAGUCCCCUGAGCAGUACACCGCUGAGGAAGAGGGACCCUCCAAACUACCUCCAUACAGCAGACUGACCUGACACACAUAAGACCUGAAACACAUCCUGUCUGCUGUCUUCAUUCAAGUGAUUAAAGAUGUGCCGACUUCUUAUUGGUGGAUAUACUGAGGGGAGAAAUCUAAACUCUGCUGAAGCAGUCAGCAAUCUUAAACCUUUGGACAAAUUCGUAACUUUGUGAAUUAACACAAAGUAAGGAAAAGGACAUUAUGGGACCCUGUGUGAAGGUGGAUGGCCCUAAUCUUAACCAGUAGAAACACCAACAUGAUCUUCCACUGACGUCACACAGCUGUCAGGCCAUAGAGAGUCUGUGUGCACAGGCCAUUUGGUUGAAGUGCCCCAAAUAUCUCAGUGUAUCAGGUAACAGAUUCAUAUGGCAGACUUGUUUAAAAGAGUAUAAUUCUGGGUACUUCAACUGUUAAACUACAUCAUACGCUGCCAGUAUGCAGAGUGUUAGCUCUGUUGCUUGAUACUAACAAACUGAUCUUGACAAUAGGAUAGUGUCACUCAAAACUAAGUUUAUCUAUUUUAACCUGCCACAGAAAAUUCAUUUUUGGGGGGUAAAGUGCUUAGAAACGCAUUUUAUGAAUACAGACUAUUACAUGAAAACAAAGCUGCAAGUGUUUUCUACUGAUCAACUUAGGUGAUGUGUGGCUAAUAAGCUCCUUACUUCCUUAUUUGUUGGUGAUGCUGUUAAAGCAACUUUCUCAGGAUAGCCUGGCAUCUGAAUGGUUAUGUCAUAUAUCAUGGGCAUGAAUCCUGAUUAUGGGUUUUAAGUAGGUUCCUGAUUUGACUGAGUGGCCUUACCAUCCCCUGCAUGUCAUUCCCAUAUUUUCUUCCUGCAUACACUCUCUUUUCAUUGUCUCAAACAUACAAAGGUGCAAAAUACAUUAUACUCACUGGCCUAGCAGAAGUUACAAUGUUCUCCAACACUUGUGAAAAAAUAUUAAAAUUAUUCUGUAAAUAUGAAGACAUAUUUACAGAAUUGAAUGCCAUUUUUGUUAUUUUAAUGUUUUUAUCCGGCACCUCCAUUGUUUGACAGUAGGAAACAUUGUGACCUAUUUUGUUUACUGGUGAAUUUGUGCAAGAAGCUUCUGCGUAAUAUAAAUCCUCAGCACUGGACUUUAAACAGUCAGAUACAGUAACAAUUUAUGUUAAUGAGGUCAGUGUCAAUCAGUAGUCAGUGAUCAGCUGAAACAGAAAAGUCUGAGCUCAGCACAAACACCUAGAUCAGUGAUUAACAAUUCAUAAGCAGCCCCUGAUUAUGUUGACCUACCAGUAGUUUUAAGUGUUUUCUUGAUAAAAAAAAACACAUCGCAUAGCAGAUGAUACAUUAAACAGUUGAGCAGCGCACAGCAACAAAGGCUUUAAAAAGCCUCAGCAGUUACUCUACCCUGCUGAAGAGGAACUCAAGUCCCUCAGAGAAUUAUUUAUAAAUAGUGCUAAUGCUAACUGCUAAAUUAAUUGACACCCUUAGUCACAGUUAUGUUCUGGGUUUAACACUACAGAGAGCAGAUUUACUGUAGCUCUGAAUCCAGCUUCCCUCUGUUAUCUGACAAAAGCGACUUUCUUCAUGUGCACAUUGAUCAAUGAUGUACAUUUUGUAUUUGAGGGGACUCGAUUCAAUGCUUUUAUGAGGAUUCAAUAAAUCUGUUAUGAUGAAAAGCACUGGAUUUAACCAUAGAACAAAAAUUUUAAAAACUUUUAAUGAAAAUUAAAGAUUUUCAACCAUC